This is a messenger RNA of Thalassophryne amazonica, 4000 nucleotides long. RefSeq names its product HECT and RLD domain containing E3 ubiquitin protein ligase 5.1 (gene herc56.1). NCBI's taxonomy places the organism in Eukaryota, Metazoa, Chordata, Actinopteri, Batrachoidiformes, Batrachoididae. Gene Ontology annotation, biological process: protein ubiquitination; ubiquitin-dependent protein catabolic process. The record is from RefSeq and is a predicted model, not a curated record. The transcript has 24 exons. Bases 171 to 3167 code for a protein of 998 amino acids. Gene Ontology annotation, molecular function: ubiquitin protein ligase activity.
CUGUCCACUCAGCACAGGCGGUUUCCUUUCUUCAGAAUAAGAAACACUGAGUUUCACUUUCUGUUUUCUUUUCCUCUGAAACGUGACUCAGUGUGUUUGUUUCGAUUCUUCUGUACUUUCAGCAUGUCCUCAGACAGCAGACAGCAGCUCCUCUGCUCCACUCAGACAGCAUGUUGUCGUGGGGUGAGAACAGGCAGCGGGGCUUCAGGCUCCGAACGCCGGCGACGGACGGCGGGAAAGGCGAGGUUCACUUCUUAAAUGUCCCCUUUAACCUCGCUGACCUGUCUGCAGGUCACAGCGUGCUCGCCUUCGUCAAAACCGACGGAACCGCGUCCAUCAUCCGGACCACCGAGGCCACAGGCGGUGGGCGAACGCGAGGGAAGCAGAAACGCGUGGAUUACCAAAAGAGGAUUCGGGCUGUGAGCUGCACCGAUCGUGGCGUCACACUGCUGUGUGAGAGCGGAAAAGUUCUGUGUUUGGACCAAGUUCCCAAUUAUACUCCAAAGCCUCUGGAUGCUUCCUGGAACGUAGCGGUGUCACAAGUUGCUUGUGGAAGCCAGCAUUCAGUCGCACUGACCAGAGAUGGUCAGGUGUACACGUGGGGUCAGAACUCCAGAGGUCAGCUGGGUUUGGGGACUCGACAGUCCGGAGCUGCUUCACCCCAGCACCUCCCGACUCUGUCGGCCGUCCCACUGGUGCACGUGGCUGCAGGCGGAGAGCAGAGCUUUGCCCUCUCCCUCUCUGGAAACGUGUUCGGUUGGGGCCGAAACGACUGCGGGCAGCUCGGUUUGGGAGACACAGCAGACAGACAUAAACCAUCUCCUGUUUGCUCCUUGAAUAUGAAGAAAAUUAUUCACGUUUCCUGUGGAUCGGAGCACACCGCUGUGAUGACGAAGGGCGGCGUGGUGUUCACGUUUGGCUCUGGUCGAAACGGGCAGCUUGGACACAACUCAUUCCGAAAUGAACUUCUUCCUCGGCUUGUUGCAGAGCUCUGGGGGGCAAAGGUCACCAAGAUUGCUUGUGGACGGUAUCACACGUUGGUGUUAACGGACUCCAGUAGGAUCUAUUCCUUUGGGUGUGGUGAUCAGGGCCAACUGGGACGUGGAGACGAUACUCAUCCGUCUGUGCCACUGCCCGUUUACCUGCUGCAGUCCACCAGUGACGACCUCAGAAUUACAACCAUCUACGCAGGAGGAGACUGUUCAUUUGCAGCAUACACAAAUAACGAGGGAGCGCAAAAAGAACUAACUGAUGUCAGCAACCAGAGUAAAAAGGAGAACUGUCUCGAUAAUAUGAUUGACAGGUGGAUUUCUGAAAGAAAUCCCAAGUCAUGGAAAAAGAUCAAAGCAGAAAUCCACCAGCUGUUUUCUUCUGCAUCGUGUCUGAAUCAAAGCUUCCUCGACAGACGAAACGAUGAACAUUUCUUGACCUCAGCGAAGUAUUCCGCCUUGAACGUGUCACUUGCGAGAUCUGCUUUCAAGAAGCUUUUAGAGAGGGAUGACGUUUUGGCAGAAGUUGAAGCCGCCAUCACACGCUUGCUUCCUUCCCUCAACAAUAAUCCGGUGGGGGUGGAGGGUUUAAGGAUCUUCCUGCUUCUCAACGAGCUUCUGUACAUGAUCCAAAAACACAGACCGUGCACGAAGCUCGCCGAGGCCGUCGCCGCCGCCAUUGUAAAACUGCCUGCCGAAUGUCUCCACGUCAUAGGGGACUGGUGGGCGUCACUGACCUCGUACACGAUGGUUAAACAUGUCACCGUGUGGAAACGAGUCCUUUCGGUGAACCUGUCCAAUCAUCCUGUGCCGCGCAACUCAAGGACGAACAACCUGCUUCUGCUCCUGCAAAAUAUGCACCACGCCAACAGCAGGAUUCCUGGUCCUCGGAGAAUACCAGAAAGUUCUUUUUGUUUGAAGCUCAGUGGCGACUUUGUUGAAGAUGAAGUGCGCUACUGGCGUUUAAUGACACACAACAAGGCUAUAAAGGACAAGCCGCUUAUCCUCGGCAGCUUCCCAUUUGUAAUGGACCUGCAAACAAAGAAACAGGUUUUUGACAUCAACACUUUGUACACAAUGGCAAGUAUUCAGAGCAGCGGCUCUAUUCCAAGACUCAAUAUGGAUUUCUUUAAACUGAAGCUGGGGCGUGCAUCACUUCUGAAAGACGCCUUCAAACAACUGGCUGCUGCAAACCUGACUGUCCUCAAGAACAACCUCCUAGUGCUUUUUGAUGAAAGCCCACAUAUCACACAGGUCUACAAAAAAGACUUUUUUCACCACUUCUUUCUGAACAUGAUAAAAGAAAAAUCUGAGAUGUUUAUGUUCAACGACUCCAGAACAUUGGUUUGGUUCCCCAGCAGAGAGGCAACAGAGGAGGACAGAAAGAACUACUUCCUGUUUGGGCUGGUGUGUGGAUUGGCCUUGUACAACAAGUGUAUCAUAGACUUGCGGUUCCCCAUGGCUCUCUUCAAGAAGCUGGUCAACGUGGAACCUUCACUAGAGGACAUGAUCGAAUUCAGACCAGAUAUUGGAAAGAGUCUGCAGUACAUCGUGGACUAUGAGGACGAUGACUUGGAGAAUCUCUACAUGAAUUUUGUGAUUCCUUGGGAUGACACAGAAGUGGACCUUGAUCCCCAAAACCCUGAAAAGCCAGUGACAAGUCAAAACAAGGAGGAGUUUGUGGAUGCGUAUGUGAAUUACGUCUUCAGCAGCUCAGUGGAGAGUCUCUUUCAGGAGUUCAGACGUGGGUUCUUCCAGGUCUGUGAUCAGGAUUUGGUGAACUUGUUCCGGCCGGAGGAGCUGAAGGGAGUGCUGGUUGGAAAAGACGUCUACGAGUGGACAAAGCUGAAGCAGAGUACGGUCUACAGUGGUAGGUAUUAUGAUGGCCACCCCACCAUACAGAUGUUUUGGGAGGUUUUUGAAGAACUGACUGAAGAUCAGAGGAAAGAUUUUCUUCAUUUUGUGACUGGCUUUAAGAAGGUUCCCAUUUUCGGGAUGGAGCAGGUCAAGAUGGAGGUUCGAGAUCGAGAUCAGGCAGUCUUUGGUUGCUCCAAUGAUCAGCACUUCCCUGAGUCACUGACUUGUUACUCCAUUCUGGAUCUGCCCUUGUACUCAAACAAGGAGAUCAUGCGUGACAGACUGACGGAGGCCCUGAUGUCCGAAAGUGGGUUCAACUGAUGGUGGCAGGUCAAACCGGUGCAGCUGCAGGCAAAUACUUUGAUUUAUAAGUACUACGUAGUAGUACCCGUGGACAUAAAGACAUUAACAGCUACACCAGUCUGACAUUUGACACAGAUGACCUUCACCCAAAUGACUGACCUCUGGCUGACCUUGGAGGGGCAAUUCUGGAAUUCAGUGUGUAACACAUUUUGUCCAAAUCAGGUUGAAAAAAAUUCUAAUUCCUUGACCUUCACCAAAAUUGCUUCAUGAGGCCAAUGCAGGUCAGCCUUCAUUGGCCUCAUGACCUUGACCCUAAUGUUUGUUGUCCUUUGCCAUAUUUGCCAUUGCUGGGCAAUUCCGGAAUGUACCUCCAGAUUUAGGGCAAAUCGGAGUGAAAAUUUAAAGUUUGGCCCAGUCUGCCCAACAGAUGGUUAAAUUUGAUCUCAUCUAGACAUUUCUAGAACACAUGUAUCUGUGGACGCCAAAUUUGGUUGACAUUGGAUUGGAGAAAUAAAAAAGUUUCAUUUUGACCUUUGUCUCUAAUGGCCUUGAUCUUUGCCAAAACAACCCAUUGAAGUGGAAUUCAAGGGUUGAUUCAUGGAUGGCGAUUCGUGCAAUUCAUCAAUGAAGAACAACCUUCAUUCACAUGCCACAUUUGAUGGAGAUCAGCCAAAGGCCCUUGGAGGAAGUAGGGGAAUGAACACCCAAACGCUGAAGAAGCUAUAACAUAAUUUUUAAAUACAUAUCAUUUUUACGUUUGCGCUGUCAUCUUCAGAUGAUUCAGAAUUCUUCUGCUGGGGUGUUAAUCAUAACACUUUUUUUGUAAUGUUUAGGGCCGGGGUUUUCAAAGU